UAGAAAUAAUGUUUAUCAGCGAUGGAAAGGUUAUUAUUGUGAAUUAGUGUUGAAUUUCGUGUGUAAAUGUCAGUCUGAACGCUAUAUGUUUUGAAGAUUAUUCUCACAUAAUAGUUUUAUUAUUAGCAUGGAUAUUUUUUUAUAUUUUGUGUUGCUUGUGUUCUGUUAUUAUGAAAAAAGUAGAAAGGCGUUGGGAAUUUUAUCAACUUUUCUACAUUAUUUCGUUUUAGUUCUGAUUCUCUAGCUUCAUAUUUUUCUAUAAUAUGUUUUUACACUAAUAUUUCUUUUAGAGCAUUUGAUGACAGCAAAAAUGCUUCCUCUAAUCUUUUUUAAAUAUAUAGUUAGUCAAAAGUAUAAUUGAUUACUUUGAUCAACACGCUUUUGGUGGUCGAUGAUUCUUUGUUUUAGUAUUUAUACAUACAUAAAGUUUCAGAAGAGACACUGUUGUACUACAAGUCAUUUUUGUUGAUGCGCACAACGAAAAAAGAUAUUAUGGAGGAGAGCGAGUGCACUUCUUUUCAGUAUGAUUUUGAUGACAAUAUCGCGUUGUCAGUGGUUUUUGGAUUGUGUUUCGUUAUUGGUUUGGUGAUGAUGUUUACGGGAUAUAGAAUAUUCCGAGUGUCGCUUUUUAUUCAAGUAUUUUCGCUAAUUUCGCUUAUGGCUUUCAUGAUCCUGCAAGAAGCAUCAGGACUAUCAGUAUUAAUUAACAGUAUAAUCGCUGCUUGUUGUGGAAUCGGGCUGGGCUUAAUCGGAGCGUUUGUGAAAAUCAUUGGUCUGUUAUUCUGCAGCAUGAAUCAAAGUAUUUUUCUCACUUCGUGUGUAUUAUACGUUGUGAAUGUCUUCUUGAAGAUCGAGAACGUUUUUAUUGCACCUGCGAUUGUGCUGUUUUCUUUCAUGCUUCUGUUGAUUCCAGUGUUAAAGUUUGAAAGGUCUACAUCUGUCGUCUACUUUACGAGUUUCGGCGUCAUUCUGAUCAUGUUGGCGAUCGACUUCUACUUGGACUUGUCCAUGCUAAGAAGGACAGCGUGUGAGAACAUGUUAAACCGGGAAAAAGUGACGGUGCCGUGUUGGUUUUCGUGGUCAUUGCUUGGUUUGUGGCCAAUCUUGUUGUUUUUAGGCGUGGUGGUGCAAUUUUUGAAAACUGCAAGCGGUUAUAAUCAUAAAACAGCUAAAAGCUGGUUCGCAAACGACGCCAACCCAAAAGUUCGACUGCUUUCUAACAAGAGUGAUGUAAUUGCCAAGGCGUGGGUUCAGAAUACUACCUUAUCACACGAACGGCGUCCACCCACUGGUAGCCUGGCAUCUGAUGAUGAGGUGUUUCUGGUGGAGGCUACAACUCCUGUGUAGAGGCUGUUGUUUUUUUUGUUACCUAUGGUAACGGCUUAAGUGGAUGCUAAAAUAUGUCCAGCAUGGAGAUUUUUUUAUUAGGAAAAAGGAAAAUUUAUAACUUUUUGUUUGACAAUAGAGGGAAGUUCGAGUUUUUUUCUCGUGUUUUUGGUUACUCUGGUUACUAAACAAUGUGAUAUUUUAACUUGUAACAGUAAAACAUUCGACAAAAUUACGUUCGUAAAAAUGAAAAGAGAACUAUGAUACUAUUUAUUAAAUUUUUGUGAGGUUCAGUUUGGAUGUUAAAUAAUUUUAAACGGGAAUUUUUUAAAAUUUAUAGAACCUGUUUCCUGUGUUAUACGUUAAAACGCUUUCCAGUAAGAACCAUGUUCUUCAUUUCUUUUAUAUUUUACGAGUUAGCUGUUCCUAUAGUUACGGUCUCGUGUCUCUUACAUUUUCGUUCUUUAAAAAAAGGGUGGUCAAAUGGCCCCAUUAUAAAACUUAAUAUUUUACACUUUAUCAACCUUUCAUUCACAAAAUUAUUGGAAUGUUGUUCUAAACAUUUCUCUAGUGGCUGUUUCGUCUCACUAUUCGUUUUAAAUAAAAUCUGAGAAACGUGUUCACGCUGAUGAGAACGAUAACUCUCUGAACAUAGAACGAAUUUCAUAUUGGUGUUUUUUACGCCGUUUGUAUGUUUGUAUAUGUGAAUCCGUAGGUAAUAUAAUAUUUAUUAGUUCAUAAUAUAUAAAAAGAUUAAGUUCCUAGUGGUGUAAAAUAUAUUUAUGAAAUCUUGAA
Messenger RNA from Hydractinia symbiolongicarpus, 2121 nucleotides. RefSeq names its product transmembrane protein 198-like. The transcript is spliced from 5 exons. The coding region runs from base 469 to 1347 and encodes 292 amino acids. Gene Ontology annotation, cellular component: plasma membrane. NCBI's taxonomy places the organism in Eukaryota, Metazoa, Cnidaria, Hydrozoa, Anthoathecata, Hydractiniidae. The record is from RefSeq and is a predicted model, not a curated record.